This is a messenger RNA of Aplysia californica (California sea hare), 855 nucleotides long. RefSeq lists its product as uncharacterized. The coding region runs from base 308 to 613 and encodes 101 amino acids. The record is from RefSeq and is a predicted model, not a curated record. NCBI's taxonomy places the organism in Eukaryota, Metazoa, Mollusca, Gastropoda, Aplysiida, Aplysiidae. The transcript has 5 exons.
GAUGAACCUACUAGAUUUAAAAGCGGAGCUUGUGGCGUUGUCCUAUAAAUAUUAUUAUUCUUCAGCACCAGGGUAUAGAGCAUCUUUCUUCAACAAAGGAAUUUACGUGUAUCUUUUUUAUCUUUAACAUCUGAAAAAAGUGUAAUACACACAAUCAGCCGCCCAGCACUACCCAGCAGGCAGCGUGGAAGAAACUCCCCCAAAGAGCACUCAUCUACAUGUGAUGAUGCAUCGGAGUUGAGCCAGGUGCUCGUCAGAACAAGCAAAUCAGAAAUAUUGGCAUUUUUCCGAGGCCGUUGGUACCACGAUGAAGCGUGUCUUGGCGAUAAGCCUCCUAUCUCUGUCCACCGUCGGGCUCGUGCUGUCCACUGCCUGUCCACCAGACAUCUGUGACCGUGUGGACUGUGAGCCUGUGGAGCCGGCUACCUGUACCGGGAAAGUGGUCAAGAACACGGACAGGUGUGGCUGUUGCGACGUGUGCAUGGAUGUGAUCAAACCUUUCCAGCCAUGUAUGGACACCGUCAGGGCAGACCCGCCCACCGCUGUGUGUCAGGACGGCUACUGGUGUGACAAUCUGCGAGAACGUUGCACGAUCCUGUUGCCCGGCAAGUAAUUCUAACGACUCAGUGCCUGAGUGCGUCAUCAUUAUGAGACUGUGAUGGAAAUCUUAAUAAAGUCUUUAGCAACAAUCUAGAUCUCCAGAACACCUCUGUAAAAACUGCUGGAAUCACAGUAAAGUCAACACAAUACAACGCCAUGGACUGUGUUCUCUGUGCUCAGAAAGUUUUUAACUACUGAGUUCCCGAAACGGCGCUUAAAAAAAGAAAUAAACUCACAUACUUUAUCACAAGCUUA